ACGACUUCCGUGUUGACCCACGUUUCACGCUGCUCCACGGGACAUAGUGUUCACAUAGUGUUCCUUUCAUACAUCGUCAAGAUGAGGCCUUUGACCGACGAAGAGACGAAAACAAUGUUCGAGAAGCUGUCGAAGUACAUCGGUGAAAAUAUAAAACUGCUGGUGGACCGACCGGACGGUACCUACUGCUUCAGGCUGCACAAUGACCGCGUGUACUACAUGAGUGAGAAGAUCCUCAAGCUGGCCACGAACUUCUCCCGGGACAAGCUCGUGUCAGUGGGCACCUGUUUCGGAAAGUUCACAAAGACCACCAAGUUCCGCAUGCACAUCACGGCGCUGGAUUUUCUGGCGCCCUACGCGAAGUUCAAGGUGUGGGUGAAGCCUGGAACGGAGCAGUCAUUCCUCUAUGGGAACCAUGUGCUAAAAUCUGGGCUUGGGAGGAUCACAGAGAACACGAUGCAGUACCAGGGAGUUGUCGUCUACUCCAUGGCGGACGUGCCCCUGGGUUUCGGAGUCGCAGCCAAGACUACACAGGAGUGCCGGCGAGUGGACCCCAUGUCAAUUGUAGUGUUCCACCAGGCCGAUGUGGGGGAGUUCAUCAGGAAUGAAGACACGUUAACAUAAAGAUGCUUCGACAUCUGGACUGUCACAUUGAAGCGUCUGGUUCAUGGGCGCCUCAGUAGAUGUUACCACUGGCCCAUAUUUUUGAAUCACAGUCUGAAAAACCUGUAUUAACUCCACCUGGGAUACCGCUAAUCUGCCAUCUACAGGAUUCCCCCGUGAGAGCCUCUUGCUGUUCCACAUCUUGUCAAAAUAAGCAAUGUCCGUUUCUGUUUUUCUUUUGUAAAUGUCAUCUUUAAAAUAAAUCCUCAGUCUUUUAUUAUUA
Molecule: messenger RNA, 886 nt
Organism: Scophthalmus maximus (turbot)
Lineage: Eukaryota; Metazoa; Chordata; Actinopteri; Pleuronectiformes; Scophthalmidae
Gene: nip7
Product: NIP7 nucleolar pre-rRNA processing protein
Exons: 5
Coding region: 82-624 (180 amino acids)
Biological process (GO): ribosomal large subunit biogenesis; ribosome assembly
Cellular component (GO): nucleus; preribosome, large subunit precursor; nucleolus
Molecular function (GO): RNA binding
Source: RefSeq, a predicted model, not a curated record